ACGAGAUACAAAAAAGUACAAAAGUACCUAAAAUUCUAUUACAAUAACUUCGGCUUCCACCAGCCUUACCAAGUUCUCCUAGAUGGCACGUUUUGUUUCGCAGCUUUUAAACAUGGACAGUAAAUACCGUCGCGUUGGCCGCCUCAUCGACAUAGUGGAUGAAGAGUGGCGCACGGAGCAACUCCCCCACAUGGACAUCCGUGUCCCGGUGGAGGAGCUACCCGACCCAGAGGCGGACAGCGCCGACUCCCAUCUCACCUUGAGAGAGCAGGGCAUGCGCUGGCAGGAGAACUUCCCAGAGUCUGCCAGCAGUAAUCAAAACUAGGAACAAAUUAAUAUAAGGGAGCAGUUACCUAAAUAUCUUAAUGGACAAGCAAAACUAUUGACAACAAGAUGUAUUAUUAUAGAAACAGAAAAAAUAUAAAAAAAAACACACGGCGCCCUUACUAUAUUGAAACAAUUUGGUAUCCAUGAGUGUGGUCAUAAAGAGCCUGUGUCAGGAUCACAAUGCAUUUUGUCAAUGGUCGGUAAAAAAAAUGAAAAGCAUUACAUUCUCGCUUCACAAGACAGAGAUUUGCAGGAUAAAAUGAGAGCUAAAGCCGGUGUUCCACUACUUUAUUUACAUAACAAGUCACCAACAUUGGAAAAA
This is a messenger RNA of Papilio machaon (common yellow swallowtail), 649 nucleotides long. RefSeq names its product anaphase-promoting complex subunit 13. Lineage: Eukaryota; Metazoa; Arthropoda; Insecta; Lepidoptera; Papilionidae. The transcript has 3 exons. Gene Ontology annotation, biological process: protein K11-linked ubiquitination. The coding region runs from base 83 to 325 and encodes 80 amino acids. The record is from RefSeq and is a predicted model, not a curated record. Gene Ontology annotation, cellular component: anaphase-promoting complex.